Actinia tenebrosa (Australian red waratah sea anemone) is the source of this 3015-nucleotide messenger RNA. RefSeq lists its product as uncharacterized. Gene Ontology annotation, biological process: positive regulation of kinase activity; cell surface receptor protein tyrosine kinase signaling pathway; multicellular organism development. Gene Ontology annotation, molecular function: ATP binding; transmembrane receptor protein tyrosine kinase activity; protein binding. The record is from RefSeq and is a predicted model, not a curated record. Gene Ontology annotation, cellular component: plasma membrane; signaling receptor complex. Lineage: Eukaryota; Metazoa; Cnidaria; Anthozoa; Actiniaria; Actiniidae.
UUGUCGUUUCCAAGAAAAGCAGCGCUUCCAAGAAAUCGAACAUUUUCACGCCCAUAUUUUUUCAGUUUCAGGGACUAUACAUCAGUUUUAUCUUGAUUCCAGGCUUAAAAUAAGUAUACGUAUAUUAGUUAUUUAGUAAAUAGAGCACAAAUCUGAAUUUAUCACAUAUGACAGCACAAGAUCAUCGAAAUAGUUUUACGUAGAAUAUAAGAUUGAGCCAUUUACUGAUCCAAUGAAUUCCAAGACGCCUUUCCGGCCAUCAAUCUAUCAAUUCCUCAUCUUUUUAUCUUUACUCUUGCAAACCAACUAUGCAGGUAAUCUUUGGAUAGAUAGUCCAAAUCAGCGUAUGUUUGCAAGAGAGGGGUCAGACAUAAGUCUAACGUGGAGAUAUAAGCUGUCACUAAACAGGAAGCCAAUGGAGAUUCUCUUUGGCACGUGGGAGGAUCCUGGUUAUAUAAAGACCAAAUUACUUAUAGCUAAGCCUUCUGAAUCUCAACAUUAUGUCCAAGUUACCAAAGGAAGAAUUAAGUUUGAAGGCAACUUGUCAAGCAAUGGAACAGCAAUCAUAACUAUGCAUAACGUAACUCUACAAGAUAACAAAGAAUUUGGGUUUGAGAUUUUUAUUGGACUUUGUUGCUCUCCAUUAAGGGACUAUUUCUCAUUAGUAGUUUACACACUUCCUCCAAAUCCAGUUAUUUUGCAAAACAACAUUACCAAUGGUUCUUUGUAUUUAUUAUGGCAACCACCAAAACAGCAAGUGCUGCGUUAUCCAAUCACACAGUACACAAUAUGGAUCAGGAAAAACCAUUCACUGUGGAGAACACUAAAUACCUCUUCGACAAAGCACAUUGUACAACUGUGGGGAGUGGGGGCAUAUGAUUUCGGAGUCACUGCUUGGAAUCGCUGGGGUCAGAGUAUGCUAAAAGUAAAUCAUACUGCAACUGUUUUAGCAGACGUCACUCCAACCACUGCUGUUGUAGAUACAUCCACGCGCACAGAGAAAGUACGAAAUAUUGUCACAGUGCAACCAGCUUCAUCAGCAGCUACUACAGUAGUCACAGUACAAGGUGGUGCUCGUGAUCCCAGUAGGAGUCCCCCGAGGAACUAUACAUUGCCAAAAUUUAUGAUAUACAUUAUAAUUUCAACUGCUGUUGCUUUUGUCUUCGCCUUUUCAAUUUGUCUUGCCAUCGUGCUAGUCUAUAACAAAUCCAAAACAAAAGGAAAAUAUUAUGAAAGAAAGGCCAGGAAAGAUGACGAGUCAGUAGACGAUGUCGUCAUUGAUUCAGUUAAGGAAGACCAAGRCUCGAACAACUUCAUUGUUUUAAAUGAGGAAAUCGAUAACGAAAGAGAACACUUCAAAAUGUUUCCCUGUACUCUUCAUAAAAGCACUCGGGUAUUUCCCAUGCAGACAUUUGGACUUCAAUUGCAUAAUGCUAGAGCUCAUUCUGUGUCGACUCAUUGUCAAUCGAAUAGUUCUAAUAAACAGUCAACGGUUUCUAAAGACGUUGAUGUUAUUUGUUUUGGUGAUGAAGGCAAUGUACAUCAAUACCAGCACAUCGAUGGGGAAGAGGCUCCGGAACUUCCACCACGAAGUCUUCCAAUGGCAAAGAGAACUAGGAGUUCUUGUAAAAUGAAUAAAAGAAAACAAAGCCUGUGUCUCGUAGGUAGCAGCAAGACGGACGUCUUAGAAGAGAAAAUAAGAGCCAAAGGCCCGGGCAAUGGAAAACGCAGAAAGGAUUCUUAUAAUAGAGAAAGUGUUUUGUCAUGGUCAAAAAGCAGUUCCGAGUGCACAGACCUUACGGCACCGAACAACUUAAAGCGAAUCGUAUCAUCAGAAAACAAAAUGUCAGGUGACAACAAAGGCGUUUUGGAAUCUAGUUAUCCAUACCGCAAACCCAGCAAGAUCAAGAAAGAAUAUUUAUUCACUAGGCAAUUAGAAAGUCAAAGGCAUGACUGCCCUGUCUAUGACAAUAACGAAGACAAUAGAGAAGGAGAAUAUACAUGCAUGUAUUCAAACUUGGAAAAUCCGAAAACCGAUUGGGAAGUGUGCCCAAAGGAUAUAAAGUUAUUCCGUAGAAUUGGGGCUGGAUCGUUUGGUCAGGUUUGGAAGGGAUCGCUUAAGGGAAAAGCAGUUGCUGUGAAAUUACUGAAUGAAAAGGCAUCUCCCUCAGACAAGCAAGACUUAUUAUCCGAACUUGAGGUGAUGAAGACUUUAAAACCACACCCAAAUGUCGUAAGACUCAAAGGUUGCUUAAGUAAGGGAACAGUCACCUGUAAUGACAAAACGUUCAAACCUCCCCUCGUGUUCCUCGAGCUGGUUACGUAUGGAGACCUUCUGGGUUACCUGCGAAAAAGUCGAGGUGAAGACGACACCUAUUACGUCAAUAAAGGCUUGAAGAACCCUAAGAAAGUAGAUCCUCAGCAUCUUUUUAGUUUUGCCCUCGACGUAGCAAAAGGGAUGGCUUUUCUAGCAGAGAACAAGAUUGUCCAUCGGGAUCUUGCUGCAAGGAACGUUUUAAUUGGUGACAGACUGAGGUGCAAAAUUACUGAUUUUGGCAUGGCAAGAGCACUUAGUGAUGACGACAUAUAUACAAAAAGAUCGAACGGCUUGUUUCCUGUAAAAUGGAUGGCUCUUGAAUCUCUAUUGUACCAAAAGUACACAACAUACAGCGAUGUCUGGAGCUAUGGAAUAGUUUUGUACGAAAUAUUUACAUUAGGUGGUCAGCCAUACUCUGGAAUGGCUGGAAUAGAAGUCAUAGAAAUGGUCAAAGGUGGAAAACGACUACCAAAGCCUCCACACGUUUAUACCAAACUGUGAGUACCUUUCUUGGCUGCUACGUUCAAUAGACCCUUUUCGAGUUCCAAAUUACCGCUGUGUUUCUUGAUUACAGACUCAUUUGAUCAGGCUAAGCCUGGAUUUUGUAAAGAAUAUUCCGGUGUUCCAGGCAAGGUCCGUCGAGUUUCAAAGUGUUCGUAUUGUUUAAGUUGUGCAUUCUUUACUUUACUGUUGGUAUU